This is a messenger RNA of Gamsiella multidivaricata, 679 nucleotides long. RefSeq lists its product as uncharacterized. The record is from RefSeq and is a predicted model, not a curated record. Lineage: Eukaryota; Fungi; Mortierellomycota; Mortierellomycetes; Mortierellales; Mortierellaceae. Bases 19 to 273 code for a protein of 84 amino acids. The transcript has a single exon.
CCUGCUGUAUUUCGGGAAAUGGAAGGCACACAGGUUAUACAGAAAGAAGCACUGCGAUGUGAUGUCUGCAUGGGAUUGUGCACGUAUGCUUCUGUGCUGAGAAUGGCCUGCUCUACUCGUCUGGAUAGCGCAAGACUCGUAAAUGGCCUCCUCAGAAGACGCCGGGCAUCUUUUGGUCCCAACCUCAGUUACCCCAGUCGUCCUAGUCUUCAGCCCCUCCUCACCCUUAGAUCCACCCCGAGGAUCUACUCCAGCAUCUUCAAGCGACCCUGAGAACAGCGGCAACACGCUCAAUAGGAACGACGUUAGCAACAACACGUUCACUCGCUCCAUCUCCGCAAUCUCUCUCUUCUCACACAACUCUCGUGCUUCCAAUCGUAUCUCGGUCGCAUCCUCCCGCCGCAGUGUAUCCUCCAUUCGCAGCCAUGUCUCCAGCUUUCAAAAUGUCCGCUUCGACCCGGACCCUAUCAAGGACAUCUCUUUUUGGGGAGGUCUCGCACUCCUCAUCUCCAACAUGACCGGCCCUGGACUUGUCACGCUGCCAAUUGUCGCCCAGUCCGCAGGAUGGCUGCCGACCGUCCUUGUCUUCGGUCUCGUCGGCAUCCUCAGCGCACUCAGCAGUCUAUUUAUCUGCGAGGCCAUGACUGAAGUGCCUGGCAACGAACAUCUUCAAUCCAAU